This is a messenger RNA of Osmerus eperlanus (European smelt), 1741 nucleotides long. It is a transcript of the gene trappc13, whose product is annotated as trafficking protein particle complex subunit 13. The transcript is spliced from 13 exons. NCBI's taxonomy places the organism in Eukaryota, Metazoa, Chordata, Actinopteri, Osmeriformes, Osmeridae. Bases 294 to 1547 code for a protein of 417 amino acids. Gene Ontology annotation, cellular component: TRAPPIII protein complex. The record is from RefSeq and is a predicted model, not a curated record.
AAGAUCACGAGCCCUUUUCAGUUUUGUCAAUUUAACAGUGAUACCGUGAUAACCAUGAUAAACUAUGCUACCCCUAAUUAUCUGCCGUACUGGUAAACAUUAAUUAUAUAUUGUCAUAUUUUAUUAAUAUGUUUUUGUAUAAUAGUGUCCGUAAUAACGAUUAAGACGAGUGGGCAUUUGACAAAAGAAGUGUCUUCAGCGUCGGAGUGCGGAUAUUGUUCCCACGAUUGAAGACCGUCCCUGGCCAUCUUCCUGCUAUUCUAGAAUCUCUGGUCACAGCGAGAUCAGACAAAAUGGAUGUGACUCAAGCAAAACAGGAGCAUUUACUUGCAUUAAAAGUGAUGCGGUUAACAAAGCCAACUCUCUUUACAAACAUGCCAGUGACAUGCGAAGAUCGAGAUCUUCCAGGGGAUUUGUUUGGUCUGCUGAUGAAGGAGGACCCUUCCACCAUCAAAGGAGCGGAGGGUUUAAUGCUCGGAGAGAUGCUCACGUUACCUCAGAACUUCGGAAACAUUUUCCUUGGCGAGACCUUCUCCAGUUACAUUAGUGUACACAAUGACAGCACCCAAUUGGUGAAGGACAUUCUAGUAAAGGCUGACCUGCAGACCAGCUCACAGAGGCUGAACCUAUCAGCGUCGAACGCAGCGGUCACAGAGCUCAAGCCGGAAUGCUGCAUUGAUGAUGUCAUCCACCAUGAGGUCAAAGAGAUUGGAACUCACAUCUUGGUCUGUGCUGUCAGCUAUACCACACAGUCUGGUGAGAAGCUCUACUUCAGGAAGUUCUUUAAAUUUCAGGUUUUGAAGCCACUGGAUGUCAAAACAAAGUUCUACAAUGCUGAGAGUGACCUCAGUUCCGUGACAGACGAGGUGUUCCUGGAGGCUCAGAUUCAGAACAUCACCACGUCCCCCAUGUUCAUGGAGAAAGUCUCUCUGGAGCCCUCCAUCAUGUACAACGUCACUGAGCUUAACACUGUGGCGUGUGGUGAAGACGGAGCAUCUACAUUUGGGAAGAUGUCCUACCUUCAGCCCAUGGACACACGCCAGUACCUCUACUGCCUCAAACCUAAACCAGAGUAUGCUGAGAAAGCUGGCGUCAUCAAGGGUGUGACUGUCAUAGGCAAACUGGACAUCGUAUGGAAGACCAACCUAGGAGAGAGAGGGAGACUACAAACCAGCCAGCUACAGAGAAUGGCCCCAGGUUAUGGAGAUGUGAGGUUAUCGUUGGAGAUGAUUCCUGACACUGUGAACCUCGAGGAACCCUUUGACAUCGUCUGUAAGAUCACCAACUGCAGCGAGAGGACCAUGGAUCUGGUGCUGGAUAUGUGUGACACCAGGUCUAUCCACUGGUGUGGCGUAUCGGGGCGCCAGCUAGGGAAGGUCAGCCCUAGUGCCUCCCUGUCUUUACCCCUCAAACUCCUGUCCUCCUUCCAAGGCUUGCAGAGUAUAUCCGGACUUAGACUCACGGACACGUUUCUGAAGAGGACUUACGAAUAUGAUGACAUUGCUCAAGUGUGUGUGGUCUGCCCCUACAUGAGCCGGGAGGGUUAAACUCAUGCCUGGAACCACUGCUGCUUGCAUCUUUAUGGACCAAUCGUUGCGCUCUCUGUGUCUACCAUCACCUGCCACUUAUGUUUGCACCCCGAGGAGAUCAUGUUUUAACAUAUGUAUUGUUUUUAAGUGUUUUCUUUGAAACACACUUUGAUUUUAAAUGUGAAUAAUUGUGAAUAAAGUCAUUAACUUAA